AUGAUCACAUAUCAACUCUUCAAUCAAUCAAACAUGUCUGCCGCUGUUGGAAUCGUUGUUCCGUCCGGCCCGGCCCCCCCCAACCCUCCUCCUGGUGGAGUCCCCGACGAUGCCCCCACCCCCUCCCGCAGCAAGAGAGCCAAGGGUGCCCGCAAGGCCAAGUGCUGCUGCCGCUGCCUCCGCCGCCUGACUUCCGCCGGCGGUGCGGCCGGUACCCGCAUCGAGUGCAAAUUCGAGACGCCCAAGGGCAAUGUCUCUGUCAACUGCCAGUACUGCGCCAAGGGCAAGCGUGCUGGUCGCUCCGGCUGUGUCCCUGUCCCUGCCUCCCUUGUCUCGCGUGCCAAUGACCUCUGGGACGCCAACGUCUCGCUUGCGUGCCGCGAUGAGGACGCCGAGACCAAGGAGGACAUCGAGGCCGAGGCCGAUGCUCUUGAUCAAGAGCUGAAGCUCGCCGACACCAAGGCCGCUCGCAGAACCCCCGGUGGUCGUGCCGUUGGCGGUCGUGUGCGUUCCGCACGCGAUUCGCUGGGUUCUGUGGGUGGCGCGUCUGCAUCGGAGCUUGCUCCUGUUCUCGGGUUCCUUUUGGAUGCCCAACGUGCGUUGGUGGACACUCUUCGUGAAGUCCACGGUCUUGAGCCUCGCUCUUGGCCUGAAGAGGCUUCUUCCGGCUCUGAGGAAGGAGAAGACUCGGACUCUGAAUGA
Exophiala bonariae is the source of this 702-nucleotide messenger RNA. RefSeq lists its product as uncharacterized. The record is from RefSeq and is a predicted model, not a curated record. The transcript has 7 exons. NCBI's taxonomy places the organism in Eukaryota, Fungi, Ascomycota, Eurotiomycetes, Chaetothyriales, Herpotrichiellaceae. Bases 1 to 702 code for a protein of 233 amino acids.